Molecule: messenger RNA, 1521 nt
Organism: Monoraphidium neglectum
Lineage: Eukaryota; Viridiplantae; Chlorophyta; Chlorophyceae; Sphaeropleales; Selenastraceae
Exons: 8
Coding region: 1-1521 (506 amino acids)
Biological process (GO): regulation of gene expression
Cellular component (GO): nucleus; cytoplasm
Molecular function (GO): mRNA binding
Source: RefSeq, a predicted model, not a curated record
AUGGACCCUCGGGACAAGCGGAGCCACAGGGAGAUGGAUGCAGAUGAAGAGCCCAGCUUGCACCUCAGGCUUCUCAUACCCGUGGACAAGGCCGGCGCCGUGAUCGGAAAGGGCGGGGCGCACAUAAACGCCAUCAAAGACAGCAGUGGCGCAAGGGUACACAUAGACAAGCCGGUGCACGGCUGCCAGGAGCGCGUCGUCAACUUCGAGUCGCGCUGCACCGUGACCCCCGGCGCGUCGCGCUGCCCCGCCCAGGAGGCCCUACUCCUGGCCCUGGACCGCGCCACCAGCGAGGAGCUGCCCGGCGGCGGCGUGAAGCCGCCCGACCACGCCGCGGCCCGCCUGCUCGUCUUCCGGCGCGAGAUCGGCGCGGUGCUCGGCCCGCGCGGCGCGGCUGCCAACGGGGUGCGGGCGGAGACGGGCGCCAUCAUUCGGAUUGAGGACGACGCGGGGGCGGCGGGGGGCGCGCCGGCCGCGCUCCCUGAUGACAAGCUCAUCAAGAUCCACGGCCCCUACGCGGCCGUGCGCCGCGCCGUCGAGCUCAUCAGCGAGCGCAUCCGCGCGGUCCAUGCCGAGGGCACCAUAUCACGCGCCAGAAAGCGCGGCCGCACGGGCGUGACACCGCCCCUGCUGCCUGGCGCCGCGCCGGCGCAGGCGCAGCCGAUGCUGGCGCAGCAGCAGCAGCAGCAGCAGCAGCAGCAGCAGCAGGCGCGGCCCGCGCAGCGCGUGCGGCCGAUGGUGCCGCAGCACAGGGUGGCACCAAUGGGUGACACCCGACGCGGCUGCUGGGCAACCGGCGAGGGCGGUGCUGCCGACUAUGGCCAGCCCAUCGAAACCGACAGCUUUGGCGGUACCGGCAGCACGUUCAGCAGCCAAAGCCCCGCCUUCAGCUGGGCCGGCCAACCCCAGCACCGCGGCGGCAGCGGCGCCGCUGGUGGUGACCCCGGCAUUCUGGCAGCGCUGCCGCCUUGCUUGCGGCAUCUGCUGGCUGGCAACCCCUCCGCAGACGUGCGCGGCCUGGAGGGGCCGGUCACCACUGAAUUCCGGCUGCUGGUGCCGGCUAAGAAGGGGGGCCUCAUCCUCGGCCGGAAGGGCGCGGUGAUCCGCCUGAUACGCGAGCGCUUUGGGGCCAAGCUCAACCUGCCCGAGGCGGCUGCUGGGGCGCAGGAGCGCGUGCUGCAGGUGCGCGACGUCCUCGGCGCCAUCGCAGUGGAGGCUGGCCCGCUGAAGCGACUGGCGAGGCAUCCGGCGCGUUGCUGCCAACCACUGGCUGCGGCGCCAGCUGCGAGGGCCGUUGGCAGGACGAUGGCCACGGGCAACAGUGUAACGUCGACAGAGGACGUGCGGGACCCUUGCUCCAGCGCGAUGGACGCAGUGGCGCACUGCGCAGACCUGCUGCUGCGGGACGACAGGGGCGCCGGCAGGCAGGACCAGCGGCCAGGCUGCAGCCGCGUGCGCCUGCUGCUGACUGAGGGGCAGGUUGGGGCCGUGUUGGGCGUCAGGGGGGCCACCAUCCAGUGA